Messenger RNA from Besnoitia besnoiti, 1977 nucleotides. RefSeq lists its product as uncharacterized. The record is from RefSeq and is a predicted model, not a curated record. The coding region runs from base 1 to 1977 and encodes 658 amino acids. Lineage: Eukaryota; Apicomplexa; Conoidasida; Eucoccidiorida; Sarcocystidae. The transcript is spliced from 9 exons.
AUGGCUGAACUAAGCUUGGUCGCCAAAGGUCUGGGGGAGUCCUCAAGAACUUCCGGGAAGCAGCAGAGGGCAGGCAAAACCCGCCAGCGAAUGUACUGCGCGUCGCUGCUCAAUAAAGCCGUCACUCUGCUAGAGAAAUUUCAUCCGGCCGCUCACACGGCUGAAACUUUUGCACAGGAAUGCUUGAAAAACGAAACGGCGGAAGACGCUGUGUUCAUUGAAGAAGUGUUCUACGGGGUACUAGUCAACGCGCCGUUCCUCAAAGCGGCCGCCAGUGCCUUGCUACGGCAAAGAACCACGGGGACACAGAAGAAAGAACAGUGGCUCUACAUGGUAAUCAUCUUUCUCCUGGUUUUCAAGAUUGAUGAGAUCGGCUACCCGCUGUUCUCUAGCUUCGUCCGGAGCUGCCCUGCGCUCCCCAUGUACCUCCUGCUCGAUUUCGUGUUUGACGAAGAAUCCCUUGUGAGCUUCGCGCGACCAGAAUGGCUACAACACUACGACGCGGCCUACGUUGAUCACAGUCUCAUACCGCGGCUCCAGAAACACGCGGGACCUCUGGCGGGGUUGGUGCAGUCCCUAAAGACUCUGAGUACCGCUGGAGCUGCCGUCGUUGCCUCCAACGCGAAGGUCACGCCAUCCAGUCAGGGAGACUCGUCUUCUUCCGUUGGCAGGCUCAUCGAGGGGGGGAGACUAUCAGCCAUCUUGACAGAUUUCGGCUACUCGGAGAAAAUUGAUAGGCAUUCCGCAUCUGGAUAUCAAAAUGGAGAACAUCAGGCCACUUCGUGUCCCGAGAGUACGUCGCAGUCUCUCCGUACUUCGCACGAGCCCAAGCCGUCGACUGGCAAACAGAAAGACCUUAUUUUCUCGCAUGAUUCCUCUGGUGAGAAGCACGCUGAAAGAGUGGCAAUCAGUUUGCCUUCCCCAAGCUUGCCGCUACCACUUGACUGCGAAGAGGAGUCAGCUCCCGCGAAGACGGGGGCUUCGAAGACAAAGAAAGAGGCAGUUUCUCGCUCCUCUCAGGGAGCAAAGACCGUCCAGUGGCAUCCCGCGGAUCAAUUCAGCGGGCCCGCGAGGGAUGAUGGCUGCUCAAGCUCCCCAGGGAGCCCGCAGUGCCUCGUGGGCAGUUAUUCAGAGCCGCUGCAAGAAACCGACCAAGGCAAACUCGCCGUCAGCGCUGCGGAGAACGGCACGGCACAGAAGUCGAGAGGCGAUGAGAAAGAGGACGACGAGGAAGACGAAGACGAGGACUUCUGGACGAAGGACGUCGACGGCGAGGAGGCAUUUCUUGGUCGCAAGGAAGAACGAAAGAGACAGAAAAAAGGACCACUGCAGGCAGCGUUCCGGCAGUGGACCCUGAGCCGCCCGUCUACCUUCCAAGAGCUGGUUGAUGAAGCGGAAGCACGAUUCAAAGAAGAGUGCACUUUCAGGCCAAGCUCCAGGCGAAAGAUGCCGGUCUUCGAUAAGACAAAAGCUCCGUGCGAGGAGUACAAAAUGAUCAAGCAAUACGAAAUCGACAAGCGAGACGGUCGGGCGUUUGCCGAGUGGCAACAGAAGGAACGAAAGAAGGAGGAGGAGCAGAGGAUCAAAAAUAUCGCGGCAAAGCGGGUCGUAGCGCAACUUGCAAGAGCACAGGGUAUCCACGCCGCAGCGUUGGCUGGCCUCCAUCGCGCUCGGGCAGUGCGAAGCCUUCGCGAAAUCGCCUCAGCUUGCGAGAGGAUUCGACGGGAACAGCAAGCUCAGGAGCAAGCACAGCUCGCUGAAAAGGCGCGUACCGCGAGAGAAAUGAUGCGCUCGUUAGCUGCAACAGCAAAACAAGCAAUGGAGGCAAGACGGGAACAAGUGACUGAGGAAAAGCUCAAACGGACGAAGGAGCAGGCGCGAGCCAUGAGAUUCUUCACCCCGUACGGUGCAGUGCGACGAACCACAUUGCGCCCCUGGUCGGUGCGCAUGGUGUGGGUGAGGCAGGCUGGCCGCUGA